Molecule: messenger RNA, 535 nt
Organism: Dimorphilus gyrociliatus
Lineage: Eukaryota; Metazoa; Annelida; Polychaeta; Dinophilidae
Source: the annotation of a GenBank genome assembly
AUAGUGAAAAAUUUAAGCUUACUGAAAAGAAGCGAUGGGUUCAAAUUGUUCAGUUCUUUUGCACGAAUCCGAAUUGGAGGAGAUAAAGAAAGAGACUGGAUUCAGUUAUAAUCAAAUAAUUAGACUAUAUAGUAGAUUUACUCGAUUAGAUAAGGGAAGUAAGGGUUUUUUGAAUAAAGAAGAUUUCUUAACAAUUCCCGAGUUGGCUAUUAAUCCACUAGCUGAUAGGAUAACACAGGCAUUUUUUACUGCUAACCCGAAAGCUGUCAACUUUAAGACGUUCACAAGAAUUCUGGCAACUUUUCUUCCACAUCCAAGUAAGAGAGAAGACAAACUAAAAUUAAUUUUCAAUUUAUAUGAUAUCGACAACGAUAAGAAAAUUCAUAAAGAAGAAUUAAUGACCGUACUGCAAAUGAUGGUUGGAUCGAAUAUAUCGGAUAAAAGAUUGGCUGAUAUUGUUGAUAAAACUAUGGAAGCAUCAGAUAUAGAUAAAGAUGGUGAUAUAGGAUACGAGGAUUUUAAGAAGGUGCUGUAA